Molecule: messenger RNA, 2333 nt
Organism: Aaosphaeria arxii CBS 175.79
Lineage: Eukaryota; Fungi; Ascomycota; Dothideomycetes; Pleosporales
Exons: 7
Coding region: 57-2303 (748 amino acids)
Biological process (GO): regulation of transcription by RNA polymerase II; DNA-templated transcription
Cellular component (GO): chromatin
Molecular function (GO): RNA polymerase II cis-regulatory region sequence-specific DNA binding; zinc ion binding; DNA-binding transcription factor activity, RNA polymerase II-specific
Source: RefSeq, a predicted model, not a curated record
AUGACCUACAAUCUCCAAAAAGCAGGCUUUCUACAAGCGGCUUCCAUUAGUUAAUCAUGAUGUCGAUAAGGCCAUUUGGCUGUGAAGAGUGUUCCUCGACAUUCACCAGAAGUGAGAAUCUUGAACGACAUAAACGAACCAGGCACGGAGACGCUGCGCGUAAAUCAUUCCAAUGUCCGCAUUGCCAAGCCAAGUUCGCUCGCAGAGACAUAUGUAAGCGGCAUGCAAACAGAUGUCAAGAGAAAUCUCUCCAGCAAUCUGCUUCCUAUCAGUCCGUUACGAGGGCAUCGUCCGGUGGUGGCAUCCACUCACAAUCCGAGCCCCUACAGAGAGCUUCGUCGGAGAGCGAACCUUCUCCAUCCUCAAAGGCUAAUGACCACAAUCUGCGCCGGAAGAGGCGGAGACGAUCAUCUUCACCAGGCAUUGAAGCAGCCGUCGUUGGAAACGGAGAUGCAGAGGGACCGGACGCUGACGCCUCGUGGCAUUUGUAUACCACGCCCCAUCUGUCGGAGCCGCAACCUGCACGUAACUCAGAGGCACUUGUCUCUCCCGAAUCGAUCAGCCUUGGUACAAGCAACAACUCAGUUGGCUUUCUAGUCGGGCUGUACUUUGCUUAUUUUCAUGCCUCGCUGCCAAUCAUUCACAAAGCGACUUUUGAACCAACGACAGCCCCUCGGCCACUGUUGAAUAUUAUGGUGGCCAUCGGUCACCUGUACUCCAUCAAGGACUUUACGGACGAGCCAGCGGCCACCACUGUUGAGCGAAGCCGCAGGCUGUGGGCUCAAGGUGUCGAAGAGCUUGAGAAAAUUAGGUCAUCGGAGUGGAGAGAACUUCGGAAAACCUGGGUGAUGCAAGCGUGGCUGUUGCAUAUUGUUUAUGGGGUCUAUGCGGAUGUAUCAGCACAGGACGGUACAGCGCGGCGGAUGCUGCGGCAUCUCGUUGAUGCCGUUCGAGACCUUGGGCUGCUCAAUUAUGCAGUAGCAGCUACGAUGUUCCCUCGUAUAGAUGAUGAGAUGAUGGCAUCUUUCAACUCAAGUGAACUAGGCUGGCUGGAGGAUACCUGGAGAGCGUACCUCCACGAAGAAACCUUGAAACUCUCGCUCCAAGCAUUGAUGUUCUUAGACCAUCAUGUCUUUUCCUCAUGCAACAUGCGUCCCCUCCUUAGUCCGAUCGAGUUCGUCUGGGAACUUCCACUGCAUGAGGAACUCUGGGAAGCGAAAGACGCGCUCUCCUGGCGGAUAAUAUUAACCGACAAAUAUGGCGAGUCGGCUAUGGUUGGAACUACACUCAAAUGGCCUAUUCCUCUCAAUCGGGGAUCCCACACCAUGUCAACAUCCCUCGCCACGCAGUCACUCAUGUCGGAAUCGCCGUGCCCACAGCUGAUAGAAACCCUCUUCGCCUCGCCGAUGGCAACACUUGCCGUGCUGACCAACAUCGAACUGCUGAUCAAGGACUUCACACGCUGCUACUACCAACUACCACCCAACCCGUCCGAUCCAUCAGCAUACCACAUUUUGACGCAAGGUCAGAACCAGCGCAUAUUUGCCUCACUGAAAGUACUCAUAGACAUCACGUCGACACAGGUCGUGCACGAGACGCACAACGAGAAACCGCUCUGGCGAGCAUGCGAUAUGACUGCGCGAGCAAUCAAAUUGAGUCUCUGCAGACCGGAUGACUUGCUGAUCUGCGGGAUCGUAGAGAGCAACGUUAUCGCGACUUUGAUGACCGCGACCCAUCUCACGCUCGGUAGUUAUGUCGCAGCCAGACGGUCGACGCAGUCGCUGCUAAAGAAACGAUCCGACGACGAGGGUGCGCUUGCCAUCACAGAAGACCUGGUCUCAGCACUUACCAGCAUUAUGGGUGCCAGUCCGAGACUCGCAUACUGUGAGGGCCCGUGGACGACGGCCAUCAGCUACCGAAUCCUCCUACUCAUCUGGAAAGUCCUGCGCUGGGCCGUGGGAGCGAUUCGUGAGAAACUCACCGCUCGCAUAGCAAACGAUGAUAUAAUCAAUUUACCACGCUCGUUCGGGUCAUGCUCGUUGGUUCUGAACUCUCUUCUAGAAACGAUAUUUAACGGCGAGCCCGAAUCGACGGCUGCUGCGUCUCGACAGAACAGCCUCUGGGCAACGGAUCUGCAGAGUUUGACGGCCAUUUUGGAUCAUAGCGAGGCGGAUCUUACCAACCUUAUCAUCAGGAUAUGUAAAUCGCGGCCUGUCUGGGCGAUUGGUUCUGCUAUGGUGUCGUCAAUAGAGAACAUCACAGCGACGACGUCGUCGAAUGUGCCUUUGAAUAUAUACCUAUAGCAGUAGCUCUAAUUCCAAACUCGAUAUCAG